CGCUGCCUCUGCUUCAGCACCAGAGCCCGGACAGCGGCGCCGCCCACGGGCAUGGACGAUGGUAGCAGCCCCAGCAGCUGCAGUGAUCCUCUCCUUGCUAGUUUCGGUACCGGCGAGCACCGGCCUGAGGGGAAUACAUUAGCCCCAGAAGGCAGCCGCCGCCGGAACAAGUAGGAAGAGCCCUUCCGUAGAUUCCGCUGGAAGAUCUUCUCAGCACGCCUGCAUCAGCAAUUCUCUGGAACCCUCUGCCUCUCUCUGCGGCUCCCCAGAGACCAUGGAUACUACGCAGGCAUAAGGACUUGUUCAACUCCAUAGAAGAAACACGAGCAUGCUCCUGUUGAAUUAGGUCAGACCAAAGGCAUGGCUCCUGAGGCAAGCCCAGAGAGAAGCUGCUCCCUCCACACCUGUCCCCUUGAAGACCCAACAGGUGAGGCAGUCUCGGCGCCCACAGUCUCCACCCUCCAGGCUGUGGACCCAACCAGCCCGCUAACCGCUGGACAUUUUGCCUUUCCACGAGCACCUCAAGACUAUCAAGAAGGCAGUUCCUUACUAGGGUUGGGCGAUCAAGCCUCUCUGUGUGCUCAUGUCUCCAACCUCAGCACGGCCAUAGACCCUGCACAGCAUGAUGGGGUCUGGAAGCCGCCUUCCGUCCAGCGCCACGUGGUCAGCGUCAGGCAGGAACGCACUUUCCGGAUGCCAAAGAGCUAUUCCCAGCUGAUAGCCGAGUGGCCAAUGGCUGUGCUGCUGCUGUGUCUGGCCUUCAUCUUCCUCUGUACCCUAGCUGGGCUGUUGGGAAGUCCUCCACUUGACUUUUCUGAGCCUUUACUGGGUUUUGAACCUCGAGACACAGAGAUCAGCAGAAAGCUGGAAGUCUGGAAAGCGAUGCAGGCUCUCACUGGCCCCAGGAAUCUGUUUUCUCUUUCCCCAGACCCUGAGAUGAACAGCUCAAACCUCCUCAGCACCCUGAGCCCUGCAGCCUGGGGCAGGGCUGAGGAGAGUGUGGUCCGGACCAAGAGGAUGGUGGAGCCCAUGGAAGACAAAGAAGAGGACAAUUUCUUUUGCGGUCCUCCUGAGAAGAGCCAUGCAAAGCUGGUGUUUGUAUCCACCUCUGGGGGAAGCCUGUGGAACCUGCAAGCCAUCCACUCCAUGUGUCGCAUAGAACAGGAGCAGAUCCGCUCUCAUAUCAGCUUCGGGGCUCUGUGCCAGCGAUCGGCAGCCAAUGAGUGCUGUCCCAGUUGGUCCCUGGGCAACUAUCUGGCUGUGCUGUCCAACCGCUCCUCCUGCCAGGACACAACCCAAGCUGAUGCAGACCGCACGCUGGCCCUGCUUCGGUUUUGCGCCACCUUCUACCAUCGCGGUGUCCUGGUGCCUGCUUGUAUGGGCUCCGGGCAGAACAAGCCCCCGUUUUGUGCCCAAGUUCCCACCAAGUGUACCCGGAGCAGCGCUGUCUAUCAGCUCCUGCACUUCCUGCUAGACAGAGACUUCCUGAGUCCCCAGACUGCAGACUACCAGGUGCCCUCCCUCAAGUUCGGCCUGCUCUUCCUGCCCAUUAUAAAAACUUCCUCCCUGCUAGAUAUUUACCUGGAUGGCCUUGCUGACCCCGUCAAGGUCUCUGACAACUAUACAUCUAUCAGUGGCAUGGACUUGGGCCUCAAGCCUAGACUGCUGAAGUACUACCUGGCCGAAGAUACCAUGUACCCCUUGCUGGCCCUGGUUGUCAUCUUCUUUGGUAUGUCCCUCUACCUGCGUUCACUCUUCAUCACGUUCAUGUCACUGCUGGCGGUGCUAGGCUCCCUAAUGGUGGCCUUCUUUCUUUACCAUGUUGCAUUCCGCAUGGCCUACUUCCCCUUUGUCAAUCUAGCCUCCCUCCUUCUGCUUAGUGGCGUCUGUGUCAAUUACACGCUCAUCUUCUUCGACCUGUGGCGCCUCAGCAGGGGCCAGGUGCCCUCCGGGGGUCUAGCGCAUCGUGUGGGCCGCACCAUGCACCACUUUGGCUACCUGCUUCUGGUCUCAGGCCUCACCACCAGCGCGGCCUUCUACGGCAGCUACCUGAGCCGCCUGCCCACCGUGCGUUGCUUCGCUCUUUUCAUGGGCACUGCUGUGCUAGUGCACAUGGGGCUCACAUUAGUCUGGCUUCCUGCCACCGUUGUGCUCCAGGAGCGCUACCUGGCACGAGGCUGUGUGUCCCAAGCGCAGGGCCAGAGGGGCGGUAGCGCCCCCUUGCGGCUGUUGCUGGCGUUGCACAGACGGAUCCGCAUUCUUCGCAGGAUUUUUUCUAUCCUUUCGCGACUGCUCUUCCAGCGCCUGUUGCCCUGCGGCGUCAUAAAAUUUCGGUACAUCUGGAUCUGCUGGUUCGCGGCGUUGGCGGCAGGGGGCGCCUACAUCGGCGGCGUCAGCCCACGCCUGCAACUGCCCAUUCUUCUACCACUUGGAGGCCAGGUCUUCCGGUCUAGCCAUCCCUUUGAGCGCUUUGAUGCUGAAUACCGCCAGCAGUUCCUGUUCGAGGAUCUGCCUCCAAACGAGGGUGGCAACUUGCCAGUAGUUCUGGUGUGGGGAGUCCUGCCAGUGGACACUAGUGAUCCCCUGGACCCUCGCAGCAACAGCUCAGUAGUGAGCGAUCCUGACUUCGCACCCAGCAGCCCCGAGGCCCAGGAGUGGCUCCUGGCACUCUGCCAUGGAGCCCGGAAUCAGAGCUUCUUUGGAGAUCAGCCAGAGGGUUGGCCUACGCUGUGUUUAGUGGAAACCCUCCAGCAGUGGAUGGAAAGCCCCAGCUGUGGCCGCCUGAGUCCCGAUCUAUGCUGUGGCCAGUCAGAAUUCCCCUGGGCUCCCCAGCUUUACCUGCACUGUCUCAAGAUGAUGGCUCUGGAGCAAAGUCCUGAUGGCACCCGUGACCUGGGACUCCGCUUCGAUGCUCAUGGCAACCUGGCCGCUCUGGUUCUGAAGUUCCAGACCAAUUUACCAUACAGUACAGAGUACGGCCCAGUUCACCACUUCUACACCGAGGUCAGCCGCUGGUUGUCUACAGAGCUGGCCAAGGCACCUCCGGGCCUCACCCAGGGUUGGUUCACCAGUACCUUGGAGCUGUACAGCUUGCAGCAUAGCCUAAGCACAGAGCCUGCUGUGGUGCUGGGUCUGGCUCUGGCCCUGGCCUUUGCCACACUGCUCCUGGGUACCUGGAAUGUUCCCCUCAGCUUGUUCUCUGUGGCAGCUGUGGCUGGCACCGUGCUGCUCACCGUGGGCUUGCUGGUCCUACUCGAGUGGCAGCUCAACACUGCCGAGUCCCUCUUUCUCUCGGCCUCCGUGGGCCUCUCUGUAGACUUAACCGUCAACUACUGCAUCUCGUAUCACUUGUGCCCGCACCCCGACCGCCUGAGCCGCGUGGCCUUCUCCUUGCGCCAGACCAGCCGCGCCGCAGCAAUGGGGACCGGCGCGCUGUUUGCCUCCGGGGUGCUCAUGCUGCCUUCCACCAUUCUGCUUUAUCGAAAGCUGGGCAUCAUCGUCAUGAUGGUCAAGUUUGUCGGCUGUGGAUUCGCCAGCUUCUUCUUCCAGUCCCUGUGCUGUUUCUUCGGGCCAGAGAAGAACUGUGGGCAGAUCCUGUGGCCCUGUGCUCACCUGCCAUGGGACGCCGGGACUGAGGAGCCUGAUGAGAAGGGACGGACAGGGCCACCCGGGUUCUCGGAGCACUAUGAGCUGCAGCCCCUGGCACGGCGCCGGAGCCCCAGCUUCGACACCAGCACGGCCACCAGCAAGCUGUCCCACCGGCCUUCCAUACUCUCUGAAGACCUGCAGCUGCAUGAUGGCAGCUGCUGCCACGGGCAGACACCCGCCCCUCCCUCCCCAAGGGAUCUGCUUCUGGACCACCAGACAGUCUUCAGCCAGUGCCCAGCUCUGCAGACUUCUUCUCCUUAUAAGCAAGCCGGUCCCAACCCCCAAACCUGGAUCAGGCAGGACUCCCAGGGACAGAAAGCGGAGCCCUUGCAGGCCCUGCCAGAAGGCCCUGCCCACUGCCCCAACCCCAAAGUUGAAGAGCUCCCAGACUCUUCAGCCAGCACCCUGGAGGGGCUCAGCGCCUCUGAUGACACCUACGCCUCGGAGCCCAGUGCCCGUGUGCCAGAUUCUGUAGGCACCUCACCGGAAGCCGUGAAUGGCACUGGACACCCCGUACUUGAGCGGGGCCAGCUGAACGGGAAGCGUGACACUCUCUGGCUGGCACUGAAGGAGACCAUCUAUGACCCAAAUCUGCCCAACUCUCACCAUUCUAGCUUAUCCUGGAAGGGCCGUGGGGGGCCGGGUGACCUCAGCCCGGUGGUACUUCCCAACAGUCAGCCAGAUCUUCCCGAUGUUUGGCUUCGUAGGCCUAGCACCUACACCUCUGGCUACAGCAGCUGAGAGAACCCAGGGAAGGCCAGACGUGGGUCCAGAACCCUGUUGGUGAAAAUAAGGCAGAGGCCACACUAGCUUAGAGCCGGAAGGGAUUUCUCCACAUCGACAUGGUGUCUCACCCUCCAACUAUGGAUUCUCAACCCUGCCAGAUGUCCCAGCCUCCAUCUCUUUGCUACUUAACCCCUACGUCUGGAGUUCUCAGCGGGAGGGCCUUGCAAGGUGAUACCAGGCUCUCCCUGUAAGGAGCUGAGGGCUCACCUGCCCGCACAGUGCCAACAAGGACUCCUCCUCUGGAAAAGAGGGGAGGCUGGUCAUUUUUCUCCCAGGUGGCAAGAAGUUCAGUGAUGUUAAAGUACCCCAUCUUUGGGUCCUAUCAGGGUACCUCACUAACAAUAAACGCCCUUAGCCUCCACAGCCUGCUGAAUCUCACCCCUUCCCAUCGGAUCGUAAUCAGGAUACUUCACUUCAGGGGGAGCUUUUCUGGACCAGAAUUGAACCUAGGCCUCUGUCCUGCACUGCCCUGCUCUCGUCACGCUUGCUGAUGUGACUAAACACUCUCCAAAGGCAGGACAGAGAGGGCGGCGGGGGGGGGGGGGG
Molecule: messenger RNA, 4980 nt
Organism: Myodes glareolus (Bank vole)
Lineage: Eukaryota; Metazoa; Chordata; Mammalia; Rodentia; Cricetidae
Gene: Disp2
Product: dispatched RND transporter family member 2
Biological process (GO): smoothened signaling pathway
Cellular component (GO): membrane
Molecular function (GO): transmembrane transporter activity
Source: RefSeq, a predicted model, not a curated record